GUCCGACGACCUCACGCAGGGUCCCCGAAGAGUAACUGGCCUCCAGGAAAAGGGCAGGGGGCCGAGAUGCCAGAGAGGGCAGGGACCCGAGAGACGGCCGAACGGACUUGAGGGCUAGCACUGAGGAACUGCCUGCCAGCAGCAAUCUACAAACUAGUGAGGAGUGACUGAGUCUUCCCAUCUUCUGCAUCCUGGGAGCCCUGGCCCCUCCUCGCACCUCCGGACUUCUCGCUCGCCAGUGGCCUGGGGCUGCCGGCGCGGGGCUGGGCGUGCGUGUGUUGCUGUGCGCGCGCGCGGGGGUGUGUGUGCGCAGCCCGCGCGCCGAGCCCGGCCGCCGGGACCCAGCAGCCCGCCGCCUGUUUGGCGUCUCUCCUCCUUGCAGCCCCAUCUUCGCAGCCUCCUCACCUGGCGCUCGCCGCCGGCCGCCCGCGCAACCCUGCUCGGCCGCCACUGCCUCCCCUCAAAGUUUCCUCAGAGCAGACACCUUCGCCAAGGGCUGCCCAGGGAGAUGGAUUUCUGAUUCUGUGCCUUGGAGUGGCUCUUCUUCCAGCACCUCUCAGCCUUGUCCCCACCUAAAUCCGAGCAGAAGGUAGAAGAUUUUCCAAAUUCAGGGGAGGAAAGGGGGAGGGGUUUUUAUCUAGAGGAAGAGAGGAGCGGCCACGACUGAGAAUAGGAGCUUCUUCUGUGCCUGAUGCCGGGAACUGACUGACUGAUGGGCCUGUAGGGUUAAAGAAGAAAAUUAAAUAGAAAGCCAAGUUGACCGAGCAGGGGCUGGGAGGCUUCCGGAUGCCAGGAAGAUUGUCCCCGUCUCCGUUUGCACGGGCGUGAAGAUUUAGAGGCGCCUCCAGUGCGAGGGCUUUUAAACCGCCAUCACCUCCUGAUCCCUUUGGAAGGAAAAGCCGGCAGAGCUGAGGCAGGGGGUGUCAAGGAAAAGCUUGGACUUGUGUGCAACGCAUCUUUGGCUUUGGAUUUUAAGGACAUGAACGAGAAUUAACAGCGUCUCAAGGCAAUCUGUUGGAGAUGGUUUCAAGAUGUAGAAGUCUUAUAUGUGAAGUAUCCCAAAUGAAGUUGGAACAUCCAUGUUGAAAUUGCUUCAUGUUCUGCCUGGAUUCUAGACCCUCUGAGGAGAGCAGUGUUCACCAAUAUUCAUCAUGUGAUAGAUUGAAGAGUACCACGGGAAGCCUGUAUUGCUGUAUCAUGUGCUGCUUGUGCUUCUAAAGCGUCCAGUGGAUUUUUAAUCAUAUGAGCCUUGAAACAGAGUCAUGCAAAGAGGCUCAGAAAAGAACACAGAAAGUAGCCACCAUCAGCAUGAGGAGCCCAACAAGUCAGCCUGGUGAGAUGAGAAAAACAAAAUGCAGCUUUCAAGGUUCACUUCAAGCAGUUGGCUUGUGGGACUUUGAGAGAUGCUGCUGCCCAUGACAUGUUGGAAUUACCAUGAUCAACUACCCAGUUUGGAUUUCACCCAGUGGCCAGGAGCUUUGCAUGGUAGACAGCAAGGGUUGGAUUUUUAAAAAGAGUAAAUCAGGCCCGUGACCAAGGUGUAGACUAAGAGGUGGAGUCAUGCUUCACACGGCCAUAUCAUGUUGGCAGCCAUUCCUGGGUCUGGCUGUGGUGUUCGUCUUCAUGGGUUCCACCAUUGGCUGCCCCGCUCGCUGUGAAUGCUCUGCCCAGAACAAAUCCGUUAGCUGCCACAGAAGGCGGCUCAUCGCCAUCCCCGAGGGCAUUCCCAUCGAGACCAAAAUCUUGGACCUCAGCAAGAACAGGCUGAAGAGUGUCAACCCUGAGGAGUUCACAUCCUAUCCUCUGCUGGAGGAGAUAGAUUUGAGUGACAACAUCAUUGCCAAUGUGGAGCCAGGAGCUUUUAACAAUCUCUUUAACCUUCGUUCCCUCCGCCUCAAAGGUAACCGCCUGAAACUGGUCCCCUUAGGGGUCUUCACGGGGCUAUCCAACCUCACCAAGCUGGACAUUAGUGAGAAUAAGAUUGUCAUUUUACUGGACUACAUGUUCCAGGACCUGCACAACCUGAAGUCUCUAGAGGUGGGGGACAAUGAUUUGGUUUAUAUAUCACACAGGGCCUUCAGUGGGCUCCUGAGCUUGGAGCAGCUCACCCUGGAGAAAUGCAACCUCACAGCUGUACCAACAGAAGCCCUUUCCCACCUCCACAGCCUCAUUAGCCUGCAUCUGAAGCAUCUCAAUAUCAACACUAUGCCCGUGUAUGCCUUUAAAAGACUGUUCCACCUGAAACAUCUAGAGAUUGACUAUUGGCCUUUACUGGAUAUGAUGCCUGCCAAUAGCCUCUAUGGUCUCAACCUCACGUCCCUCUCGAUCACCAAUACCAACCUGUCCACGGUCCCCUUCCUUGCCUUUAAACACCUGGUAUAUCUGACCCACCUUAACCUCUCCUACAAUCCUAUCAGCACAAUCGAAGCUGGCAUGUUCUCGGAACUGAUCCGCCUUCAGGAGCUUCAUAUAGUGGGGGCCCAGCUCCGCACCAUUGAGCCUCACUCCUUCCAAGGGCUCCGCUUCCUUCGUGUGCUCAAUGUGUCUCAGAACCUACUGGAAACUCUGGAAGAGAAUGUCUUCUCCUCCCCUAGGGCUUUGGAGGUCCUGAGCAUCAAUAACAAUCCACUAGCCUGUGACUGCCGUCUCCUCUGGAUCCUGCAGCGGCACCCCACACUGCAGUUCGGGGGCCAGCAGCCCAUGUGUGCUGGCCCCGACACCAUCCGUGAGAGAUCAUUCAAGGAUUUCCACAGCACUGCCCUUUCUUUUUACUUUACCUGCAAAAAACCGAAAAUCCGUGAAAAGAAGCUGCAGCAUCUGCUAGUGGAUGAAGGGCAGACGGUCCAGCUCGAAUGCAGUGCUGACGGAGACCCUCAGCCUGUCAUUUCCUGGGUGACACCGCGCAGGCGUUUUAUCACCACCAAGUCCAAUGGAAGAGCCACCGUGUUGGGCGAUGGCACCCUGGAAAUCCGCUUUGCCCAGGAUCAAGACAGCGGGAUGUAUGUCUGCAUCGCUAGCAAUGCAGCAGGGAACGACACCUUCACGGCCUCUUUAACUGUGAAAGGCUUCACCUCAGACCGCUUCCUUUAUGCCAACAGGACCCCUAUGUACAUGACGGACGCCAACGACACCAUGUCCAAUGGCACCAAUGCCAAUACGUUUUCCCUGGACCUUAAAACAAUACUGGUGUCUACAGCCAUGGGCUGUUUCACAUUCCUGGGAGUGGUUUUAUUUUGUUUUCUCCUCCUCUUUGUGUGGAGCCGAGGGAAAGGCAAGCACAAAAACAGCAUUGACCUCGAGUAUGUGCCCCGAAAAAACAAUGGUGCUGUUGUGGAAGGGGAGGUGGCUGGACCCAGGAGGUUCAACAUGAAAAUGAUCUGAGGGGCUAGCGCUCACACUGUUGUUUCCAGGUCAGUGUCGGUCACCAGUGAGAUAGCUGGCACAGUCAAUUACUAGGCGAAAAGGUGGCCUCGGGCGGCUGCCCCUGUGUCCAAGCAGGGUCCACAGAGGCAGGACUUCGUCUGGAGACUCUCCACCGAGAGGCAGGCAGACACGUGUCAGAGCCCUUCACAGUGGGAUUCUAAUUGUUUGCAUUGCAAAUAUUGGCAUUCUGGGGAUCUCAGUAAUGAACCUAAACCUUCAGCUCAUGCUCACGGACAGUUACUCAACCUUUUCUACCACGGCAAAAACAAAAGGAAAAAAAAAAAAGGAACAACCUACAAUGUAGGAUUUACGUAUUAAAAAGACACAUUUGUCUAAAACAUACUCUACAGAAAAAUUUGUAUCUAUGAUUCUCAUUUGUUAAAGCCUUGCAUCAUACCGUAUUGUUGAUUCAGCACCACAAAGAAAUCAAUAUAUUCUUUACUUUUUUUUUUGAAACAUAUAUGCUGUAUAUGUUUUAAAGCAAUAUGAAUGAGAGGUUGUGCUUUUAGUUACUCACCACUAUAGAUCCAAGUGUGAUAUCACCUUCCUUUCCAUACAGAUGACCCUGAGACUAGAUCCCUGGAGUUAUGGGCGGAGAGAUGCGGAAUGAUGCGUUUGUCUGAUGUAGGAUGCCAAGAAAUAGAGCCCAAGGCAAAACUGCUCAACUCUGUUAACUUCUGUUACUAUAAAUAAAGGCAUGUGCCUA
Molecule: messenger RNA, 4129 nt
Organism: Zalophus californianus (California sea lion)
Lineage: Eukaryota; Metazoa; Chordata; Mammalia; Carnivora; Otariidae
Gene: LINGO2
Product: leucine rich repeat and Ig domain containing 2
Exons: 8
Coding region: 1561-3381 (606 amino acids)
Molecular function (GO): protein binding
Source: RefSeq, a predicted model, not a curated record